GGCAGUACAAGCCGAGCAGGGUGCUCGCACGGCACGUCGACUGGAAAAAAAACAUUCUGUAGAUCCUUGAGAGAAAGGGUUUUCCAUUGUGCCCCGGACGCGGGAGAUGAUGCCGCCUUAAUUGGAUCAACAAACGGAUAGGACAUCCUCGAGCACGCGCAAGGAAAAAAAAAAAAAAAAAGAAAAAGAAAAGGAGGCCAAAGGCUCGUUUAAUUAGCCCACUCGUAGCUGCACGAGCAGCACAGAAAUAGCAGAGACGGGAGCGAGAGAUCCACGCGCGAGAUGAGGCCGCCGCGAGCGCAAGUGGAACAGAUCGCCGUGCGGUCAGCCGGCAGCGACAAGCGAGAGCAGUAGGUGGGUAAGAACCAGCAGUCGACGCGGUGGAGGUGGACGCCAAAGGGGCGGUGGAGGGGGAGGAGCAGGACACAGGAUGGAGCCACGGCUGCUCCUGCUUCUGCUGCUCCUACUCGGGGCGCGUCGGGCACGGGCCCUCGCCGUCAAAACCAAGCUCAACCCGAGGAUCGUGCAGACCAGAUACGGCAAAAUACAGGGGCUGAUCGUGUCGUUCGAGAACAGCAAGUACCUCAAGCCGAUAGACGCGUACCUCGGAGUGCCGUACGCGACCCCACCGACCGGCGGCAACCGGUUCUCCCCGACGCGGGCGCCGAGCCCCUGGGACGGAAACAAGAUGGCGGACAAGCUGGGCCCGGUCUGUCCGCAAAAGCUGCCAGACAUCUCGGACGAGCAGGAGGUGCUCAACCACAUGCCGAGGGGCAGGCUCGAGUAUCUCAAGAGGACACUGCCCCAUCUGCGCAAUCAGAGCGAGGACUGCCUCCACCUGAACAUUUAUGCCCCGGCCAUGGGGCAGUCGGAGAGCGGGAGGCGGCACUCGGUGCUGGUGUUCGUCCACGGGGAGAGCUACGACUGGGGUAGCGGCAACACGUACGACGGCUCGGUCCUGGCGAGCACGAGCGAGGUGGUCGUCGUGAGCCUCAACUACCGGCUGGGCGUGCUGGGCUUCCUCAACGCCAACGUGUCGCCCCACACCAAGGCCCGAGUGGCCAAUUACGGCCUCAUGGACCAGAUAGCGGCCCUCCACUGGCUCCAGCAGAACAUCGAGUACUUUGGGGGCGACCCGAACAACGUCACGCUCAUGGGACAGGGCACUGGUGCCGCCUGCGUCAACUUUCUCGCCAUCAGCCCGACCGUCAUGCCCGGUCUAUUCAAGAGGGCGAUCCUGUUGUCGGGGAGCGCGCUCUCGUCGUGGGCUGUGGUGGAGGAGCCGUCCUCGUACGCCCUGAAGCUCGCCCGGGAGGUGAACUGCUCGAUACCCGGUGACCUGCUGAGGGACCACGAGCUCCUGGUCGACUGUCUUCGGGAGAGCAGCCUCGAUGCCCUCCAGCGCGCCGACAUCCGGGCCCCGGCCUUCCUCAGCGCCUUCGGGCCCAGCGUCGACGGCGUCGUCAUAAAGCCCGACUUUCAAAAGGACCUGCUCUCCUACCUCGGCCCCGAGUACCAGUACGGAUACGGGGUCCAGUCGAAGAAAACCGAGCACGGCGAGGCCAUAACGAGCAACAACAAGUACGAUUUGUUAUUCGGGGUGACAACGAGUGAGGCCCUCGGGAGAUUCGCCGAGCGAGACAUACAGAAGGGCUUCGAGGGCGAACGCCGGGACAGAAUUAUAAGGACCUACGUGAGAAACGCCUACACGUAUCACCUCACCGAGAUAUUUUACACGAUAGUGAACGAGUACACGGACUGGGAGCGGACGGUGCAGCACCCGAUGAACACGCGGGACGCUUGCGUCCAGGCCCUCAGCGACGCCCAGUUCGUAGCGCCGCUCGUCCAGACCGGCGACCUCUUCACCCUCAGGCACGCAAAGAGGCCGAGCGGAGGGCACGCCUCGACCUCGGCCCACGACACCAGUGCCGCCGAUAGGGAACCCUCGCCCAAGACCUACUUCUACGUCUUUGACUACCAGAUGAAGGACGGCGACUACCCCCAGCGGAUGGGCUCGGUGCACGGCGAGGAGCUGCCCUUCGUCUUUGGCGCGCCAUUAGUCGAAGGAUUCGGCCACUUUCCCAGGAACUACACGAAGCCGGAGCUCGUGCUCUCGGAGAGCAUAAUCCAGUACUUUGCCAACUUUGUGAAGACCGGUAAUCCAAACGCGGCGGAGCACAGCCACGGCAAGAACGAGGCCGUAUUGCCAGUAACCCGAGAAAAGAGUCGUUUUCGUGGCAUCACGUGGGAACAGUACUCCCCCGUGCACCAGAAAUACUUGGAGAUCGGUCUCAAGCCAAAGAUGAAGAACCACUUUCGGGCGCACCAGCUGUCGGUGUGGCUGAGGCUGGUGCCCGACCUCCAGCGGGCGGGUAUGGUGGACGUCGAGCCGCGGCACAACUUGUUCCGAGGCUAUGCCGACCCGAACCUCUACGACGGCCUCGUGAGGCCCGACCCCCUCAGCAGGGUAGCCGGUCCCACCGAGACCGCCACCUCCUCUGCCCGCUACCCCAGGAACUCGACGACCGAGGCGCCCACGACCACCGACUACAGCCUCACCACCUGCGUCAGCCUCAUCCAGAGCACCAACAUCCAGAACAUCCACAACGCCAGCACGGACACCCUCGCCAGCCUCGACGCCGCCGGGUACGCGGCGUACUCGACGGCCCUGAGCGUGACGAUAGCGAUAGGCUGCAGCCUGCUGAUACUGAACGUCCUGAUAUUCGCGGGAGUGUACUACCAGCGGGACAAGACGCGCCUCGAGGCCAAGAGCCUGCAGCAACAGCAGAUGAUGAACCAACAGUGUGGGCCCCGGGGCUUCAACGAGCUCAAGCAGCCACCCCCGCCCCCACCGCCCCACACGCACUACCCGGUUGGCGGUCAGGUGAUCGUCGACGUCGAGAACGAGAUGCUCCGCAGGAACGUGGUGAAACAGAUGGCCCCGGGGGAGACGAACAUGCUCCUGCAGCAGACGCAGAUGACGCACACGCUGCCGCACCCGCACCACUACCAGAAGCAACACCAGACCCAGCACUCGACGCUGCCUCGGGGCUCGGUGCUGCCCGACAUAAGCAGCACCCAACAGAAUCAGGGACCGAACGGCUCGAUCUACUUGGCGGUGCCACGAGCACCACCACCACCGCGAGCCAAGAGCCCACCGGAGAACCAGCCGCUGUUGAAUCAGUGCACCGCGAAUAACCGGGUCCAACAUCCCAUGCACAUGAGCGUCGACAGUGAGAUGCGCGUAUGA
Messenger RNA from Copidosoma floridanum, 3250 nucleotides. It is a transcript of the gene NLG-4, whose product is annotated as neuroligin 4. Lineage: Eukaryota; Metazoa; Arthropoda; Insecta; Hymenoptera; Encyrtidae. The record is from RefSeq and is a predicted model, not a curated record.